This is a messenger RNA of Mesocestoides corti, 1671 nucleotides long. The record is from the annotation of a GenBank genome assembly. NCBI's taxonomy places the organism in Eukaryota, Metazoa, Platyhelminthes, Cestoda, Cyclophyllidea, Mesocestoididae.
AUGCAUACCCUCCAAAACAAUCUUGGACACCCCCACACCCAUCUCUUUUAUAAUACAAACAGAAACGUCAUCGGUAACUCUCCGCUAGUGGAGAAAACAGAGGAAGGCGACAGCAAACAACCUCAAAAUAUUUCUGUUCCAAACCAGUGUGUUUCGGUCGAGGAUUGGUCCGGAGGUCUCCCAGAGGAUAUUCGCAUUAAUGGAGAUGCCAGUCAAAUACAAGGCAGCUCACUACCUACUUAUCCCAGUGAUUUAUCCUGUUUUGCAUCCACUUUGACAAGGAUCCCGGGCACAGCAGAUGGUGGAUACGCAUUCCCACCGGCGUCGCAAAUGCACAGCACCACUGACCAGUCAAUGAAACCUCCAUACUCGUACAUUGCUCUUAUCACCAUGGCCAUUGACGCCCAACCAGACAAAUUGGUCACACUGAGUGGCAUCUACCGUUUUAUUGCAGAGAGAUUUCCCUAUUACCGUGAAAACAAGCAAGGGUGGCAAAACUCCAUUCGGCACAAUUUAAGUUUGAACGACUGUUUUGUAAAGGUUCCACGGGACGAGAAACGGCCAGGUAAGGGCGCAUUCUGGACGCUGCAUCCAGCCGCGCACGGCAUGUUCGAAAAUGGCUCGUUCCUUCGCCGAAAACGACGCUUUAAAACACCCCACAGUGACAUGCCUUUCGGAAGCUCUACAGCAGUAUCAAAUCUUAUUCGCAAGCGAGGUGCAUCUAAGUCAUCGAGGAAACAGCACAACUCUACAUCGUCUAGCACUACGGAGACGGAUUGUACAGUGGCUGAAUCAAUGGCAAAGAACGCAGACGUUAAAAAGGAAGAUUGUCUGGAGGAUGGUUCAUCAUCCUACGAGGAGGUGGCUCCUCUGCAACGCCUGGGAGGCUUUGCUUUCCAGGAGCCCGCCUACCAGCCGUACCAGGCGGCCGGGGGAGAGGAGAGGAACGCCAGUGAAGACAAGCACAGCACGGUUUGGGGAUGGUCCGGGUUUCGUGGGUGCAGUCAACCUGGUGAAAGAAACGGCCACUGUUGUGAUGUGGUCGAGUAUGGCAGACCUGUGACUGACUCAACAGAUGACCAAAUCAAACCUCUGCUCAACUCUACACAUACAGGACAAUUGCGCCCAUUUCCGCCACUGACUCAUAAUCAAGAUUUUAACUUGUGGACAUCACGGCAAUUCCUCCCACCGAGCAACUCCAACCUCGAGCUGUCCACCUCGUGCCCUCGUCCAACUGGAACGAUAUACCCUUUCCAAAACCCCCAGCAAUUGCCUCAGUACCCACCACACAACGCUUGGGUGGGCGAUGCAUCCUUGAUAGACCACACCUACCUGAUGAUGUCAAGCCACCUGAAGCACAGCGCCAUGCAGAUGAAUCAACAACAGCAUCAACUACCGCCCAGUUGGUUCGAUUUAGGCUACGGGGCUGCGUCCACUGCGUACAACGUCGCCUCGCACGACUCCUCGGCCAGUCUUGCGAGCCCGUCACCGGAAUCGGGCGGAGUUGCGCCCAGUGCCGCCAUGGUCGCAACAGAUCUGCCGUCACGAGCGUCGGAGUACGCGCAAACCCACAACUACCCCUUCAACGAUGGUGAACCACACUUUGGCAAUGCCGACACUGCCAGGAACGAGGUCAUGGGUUACCCGUUGGUCUUGAAGAGAGAGUCAUGA